UGUGUGAUCAAUCUCCAGCACAAUUGUAUUGAUUCACAGUGCACAGACACCCUCCAGAUGGCCAUGUGUCAAGAAUGGAUUGAGACUUUGCGAAUGAUACCUACCAUCCACCAUAAGUCCACUCCAAAUUAUUUUCUCAAUGCCUACUCCAUUCAUAACUACAGUUAUAUCUGUCUUAUCAUUCCAGAGAUGCUUCAUGAAACACCACUAAGAGUUACUAACAUUGCAGAAGUU
This is a messenger RNA of Suillus subaureus, 234 nucleotides long. RefSeq lists its product as uncharacterized. The annotation marks the transcript as partial. The transcript has a single exon. Lineage: Eukaryota; Fungi; Basidiomycota; Agaricomycetes; Boletales; Suillaceae. The record is from RefSeq and is a predicted model, not a curated record.